CGUACAUGGUAGACGUAUAUGGGUUCCGUAAAUUAAUACAUCGCACGUGCGUUUGACUCCCAAUCCCUGAUGAAUAUUUUUUUUGGUAUAUGCGGUAUUCCAAAAAUUGAUAAAAUCUGUGACAAUUUUGUGGUGCCAGUGGUAAAAAUUUAACAUUGACUAAAAAUUGGGAAAUAGUGGAAAAUAGUGCAAAACUAAAAAUGGUGACCAAUGCACAGUGGCUGUUAGUUUUUGGAAUUACUGCCUUACAAUUUUCUGUACUAAAAACUCAAGAACAAAAUGAAGUAAAAGAUGAGAGGAAGAAAGCUCAAUCAAUAAAAGAUCUAUUCAAAACAGGAUCAUGUAUUCCUCCACCGUUCACAUGUCCUCACCCAAACAUGCUCUAUUAUUUAUAUACAAGAUCGACCCAAGAGAAAGGCGAGUUGCUAAAUACACUUGAUAAUGACUCGCUCACAUAUUCAAGGUUCAAUACAAAACAUCCUACAAAAAUAGUAGUUCACGGAUUCGGGGGCGGAAGAAAUUUGUCCCCCAGUACGGAUAUGAGAGAAGCGUAUUUCAAGAGAGGCAACUAUAAUAUAAUAAUCGUUGAUUAUGGGCCUCUUGUUAAAGAACCUUGUCUCAGUCAGAUAGAGUGGGCCCCGCGUUUCGCAAGCAUGUGCAUAGCUCAACUGGUGGAGUAUCUACAGUACCACCCCGUGAAGUCGGUUCGUCCGGAGAAAAUUCACACUAUUGGCUACAGUGUUGGUGCACAUAUCCUGGGCCUCGUUGCUAACCACCUUGCUGAAGGAAAACUUGGCCGAAUUACUGGUCUAGAUCCUACUAUUUUCUUCUACAUGGGAAACAAUAGAUCCCGCGACUUGGACUACACGGACGCCUUGUUCGUAGAUAUUCUGCACACGGGAGCUGGCAUCCUCGGGCAAUGGGGUCCGAACGGUCACGCCGACUUCUACGUCAACGGAGGCUCCAGUCAACCUGGAUGUGCACAUGAUACAAUUUUUCAGACUCUAUCCUGCGACCACACAAAAGUAACUCCAUACUUCAUCGAGUCCAUCAAUAGCCGGGUUGGUUUCUGGGCGGGCCCGUGUCCUAAUCUCUUCUCCUACCUCAUUGGCUGGUGCGAACCCAAGGACACAGAGUACGUGCUCAUGGGUGAACACGUUACACCUAAAGCGCGAGGAGUAUAUUAUGUCACCACUAAUGCGAAUCCGCCCUACGCCAGGGGUUUCCCAGGAAAAGCAAGGCGAGUGCGAUCGGUGUCGUAUAGUUGAUGGAAGAUACAAUUGGAAAUAUUAUUUAACUUAACCUCUUCCGUGUCCAUUAUAUUGCCAAUAAUAAUUUUAGUUCCUACCUCACGUAGAUACCUAAUGAAAGUGAUAAUGAUGUUAUUAUAGCUAUUAGAUUCGUUUUUAUCUUUCUAUUUUUGUACAAUUUGGCUUUAUUUCAAAGUCUGCCUUAAAAUAAUAGGUAUUUUGUCU
Messenger RNA from Maniola jurtina (meadow brown), 1475 nucleotides. RefSeq names its product pancreatic lipase-related protein 2. The record is from RefSeq and is a predicted model, not a curated record. Bases 201 to 1268 code for a protein of 355 amino acids. The transcript is spliced from 7 exons. Lineage: Eukaryota; Metazoa; Arthropoda; Insecta; Lepidoptera; Nymphalidae. Gene Ontology annotation, biological process: lipid metabolic process. Gene Ontology annotation, molecular function: lipase activity.